AACUGCAAAAUGGCGGAUCAGAAUGUGAAGUCCUUCCAAAAGCAGCCUACCAUCUUCCUAAACAGAAAGAGAGUUCCGGGCCAAAAAGUUAAGAAAUCCUUACGAUAUACUCGAAAUGUGGGUCUUGGUUUUAAGGCGCCAAGGGAGGCAUUGGAAGGAAGUUAUAUCGACAAGAAGUGUCCUUUCACUGGCAAUGUUUCCAUUAGAGGUAGAAUCCUUACAGGCGUAGUCCAGAAACUGAAAAUGCAGAGGACUAUCGUAAUUAGGAGGGAUUAUCUACACUAUAUUCGAAAGUACAACCGUUUCGAAAAAAGACAUAGGAACAUGUCUGUCCAUUUGAGCCCUGCUUUCAGGGAUGUUGAAAUUGGGGACGUCGUCACCAUUGGAGAAUGCAGACCGUUAAGUAAAACGGUCCGGUUUAAUGUUUUAAAGGUCACAAAAGGAACCGGAGCAAAGAAGAGUUUCAAAAAGUUUUAGAUCGAAUGAGUUUUUGCUGGACUAUGCAAAGGAUGGGAGGAGAAAUUUUUCUAGGAAGCGGAGGUAUGCUUCACCGGGCCUUACUUUUCAUGCUAAAACUUGGAUGGAAAUCUCGUUU
Messenger RNA from Belonocnema kinseyi, 595 nucleotides. RefSeq names its product 40S ribosomal protein S11-like. Gene Ontology annotation, molecular function: structural constituent of ribosome. Lineage: Eukaryota; Metazoa; Arthropoda; Insecta; Hymenoptera; Cynipidae. Gene Ontology annotation, biological process: translation. The record is from RefSeq and is a predicted model, not a curated record. Bases 10 to 477 code for a protein of 155 amino acids. The transcript is spliced from 5 exons. Gene Ontology annotation, cellular component: ribosome; cytosolic small ribosomal subunit.